Molecule: messenger RNA, 759 nt
Organism: Coffea arabica (coffee)
Lineage: Eukaryota; Viridiplantae; Streptophyta; Magnoliopsida; Gentianales; Rubiaceae
Source: RefSeq, a predicted model, not a curated record
AUGGAGGGAGAUUUGACAGAGUUCCUACAGAAAUUUUCCCUUGAAGGGAAUGAGCUGCUAGGACCUACGUUGGAGCUAGAGGACUUUCAUACGGGGGUGAGAGCUUGUGAGAACAGCAUUAUUGGUAGAGUUAUAGGAGAAAAAAUUAUUAAUUUCAUUGGAAUUAAAAACUUUGUGGCUGUGGCCUGGGGGUACCCCAGGAAUUUGUUUGUGGUGGAACUGGGACCUAACGUGUUCCAGUUCAACAUUCAAAAUCCUGAUGAUCAGAAUAGAAUAGUAGAGGGAGGGCCUUGGGUUAUAGACAAUCAGAUGUUAGUUCUGAAAAGAUGGGUAGAAGGUAUAGAAGAGGAUUACAAAGCCUUUAUGACAGCACCUCUAUAUGUGCAACUCUGGAACUUACCAGUUCACUGGCUUUCUAAGGAGAUUGGAAAAAAGAUAGGAGGAGUUUUUAUUGAAGUUAGAGAGGUCUUAGUCCCACAGUCCGGAGGGAAUGAGGGUAGACAUUUGAAAGUGUUAGCUUUGGUUGAUCUAUCUAAACCUCUUCUCAGAGGCACCGUGGUCAGGAUUGCAGGAGCCGGAAAAUGGAUAGCUUUCAAAUAUGAAAGAUGUCCGGAUUUCUGUUAUAACUGCAGGAUUGUAGGACACAGUGAGAGGUCCUGCAAAGAAAAGCGAUGGUUAGGAGGUAACAAUGCUGAGAACCAGUACGAUCCUUGGUUGAGAGCAGGGAACACUAGGACUUCACCUCAGAAAAAAAAUUGA